CGCCAUCCACCCCGCACCUGCAUACCAACACACACUCGCCCCACUCCUCCACCGCGCACACCUUCCCUUCCAUCUGAACACGCACCCCCUGGUCUGGCCGGAUGAGUUACCACCCGGUGGACACGAUAGGGAGUCCAUUCAGGAGAAGUAUGGAUAGUAGGACCACCUACGGCCGCUCCACUGGCACCCCCUCCAGUGGGUUCCGUUCUCAGUCCUGGUCCCGGUCAAGCCCAGGCUCCACGAUGACCUCCUCCUACAAGAGGAGCGUCAAUAUGCCGGUAUCCAGAGCGUACAGCUCCACACUCCUCAGCUCCGCCGACAGCGUUGAUUUCAGUAAAACGAACGGAGACUACAAGCGCUCCAAUGAGAAAGAGCAGCUCCAGGGGCUCAACGACCGCUUUGCCGGCUACAUCGACAAGGUGCACUACUUGGAGCAGCAGAACAGCCAGAUCGAAGAGGAGAUCCAGACGCUGCGGCAGAAGCAGGUGUCGCAGUCCCAGCUAGGCGACUUAUAUGACCAGGAACUCCAGGAGCUCCGCUCCAUGCUGGAGCAGAUCCACCACGAUAAGGCGCAGAUCCAGCUCGACACGGACCACAUCGAGGAUGACAUCCAGAGAAUUAGGGACCGCUUCGAUGAGGAAGCCCGCAUCAGGGAUGAGACGGAAGGCAUCAUCCGGGCGCUGAAAAAAGAUAUGACCGACUCUGAGUUGAUGAAGUCAGAGAUGGAGAAGAAAGUUCAGUCACUGCAUGAUGAGAUUGCCUUUAUCCGCAACAACCAUGAGGAAGAGGUGAGCGACCUGUUCGCCCAGGUGCAGGCGUCGCAGGUAACCAUGGAGAGGAAAGACAUCCAGAAGACGGACAUCACCGAGGCGCUCCGGGAGAUCCGCACCCAGCUCGAGGGCCACUCCAACCAGAACCUGCAGCAGGUGGAGGACUGGUUCAUGUGCCGCUAUUCCAAGCUCACUGAUGCUGCGGAACAAAACAAAGAUGCAAUCAAGUCCGCCCGUGAUGAGAUAGCAGACUACCGCCGCCAGCUCCAGUCCAAGACCGUGGAGUUAGAGUCAGUCCGUGGAACCAGGGAGUCACUGGAGAGGCAGUUGAAUGACAUCGAGGACCGACACAACAGCGACUUGUCCAGCCUGCAGGUAUAAUGAGACUCGCUGUAGGCAUUAUUUUCAUACAGAAACCCCCAGCCUCAGGCUUAAUGGUGAAGUGUUCUAUAAAGUUGUAUUCUUUGUGUAAAUAGAGAAGCAAUGUAGUGGAGAGAGUAAAUUAUAUAAUAAGAUAUGUUUUUCGUGUAUAUCAAAUUGAGAAUAUUAUCACGACACCUUUGAGGUUUUUAUUCUUAUUUUAAAUGUAGGUCUACUUAUAAGGAUAGUUCCUCUACUUUGAUAGAGAGAAAGACACAAACGUACAUUGUGUCCCCACAUAUUGUAUUAGUUUGAUUUUGAACUAACUAAAUUGUUUUUAUUAUGUAGGCCCUGAAUAGAUGUAUUUUCACUAGGCUAUAAACUCUGCGCAUUGGUGGUGUCUGCGCAUUUGCUUCAGAUAGCAUAAAUGGCACAAUGCUGACAUCUUAUGGGCACAGCUUUAACAUCUCCAAAUGUUGGAGCAUUAGGCUAUGCAUAAACUGCAACACGUGGUGCACGUCAGGACAUUAUAGAGUUAAGGGAAUACACAAUGCAGCAGACCGUUUUUUGUUAUUUUUUCGUUGCUGAGCCAGAGAAGCGGGGCCCUUGAAACACAAUGCUGUUCACUGCGUCAGUAUACAUUAUUUCACACAACAACAGUCCAACAUAUCCAAUUAUUUGUACUUUUACUUUUCAUAAAUGAGACAGGAUGACUUCACACUUUCAAUUAUUAUUGCAACGAUAUUUUAUUGGAAUCUCAAAAUGCUGUUUCAAAUGUAGGCCUAUACAAGUUUAAAUGUGCUUGUGAAGUAAUUACCAGGAACAAAAUAUGACAUUGUAUUGUUGAUAGUUUUCAUAUGAUGUUUAGAAAGCUGUGGCCUUAUGGAGAAAUGUGUCCUCCCUACACCAAAAAUAAAUAACCAAGUAUUAUUUCAGGGUUCCAAAUAGGCAUAAGAAAUAAUAGCUCUUAACCAGCUCAUGUCUCUCGGUCUUGUUCUCUGCAGGAGACCAUCCACCAGCUGGAUAAUGAGCUCAAGGGCACGAAGUGGGAGAUGGCGCGUCAUCUGCGCGAGUACCAGGACCUGCUCAAUGUCAAGAUGGCCCUCGACAUUGAGAUUGCUGCAUACAGGUACAGUGCGACGGCAGGGCGCUAAUUAGGCCUAACAUUGAUAAAACAACACUUCUAAAAAAUAUGUGUUUACUCAUUACAAAACAAAAUAGUUAAUUCAUCAUUUGUAAUAAAAACAUAAACAUCUCAUUUCUAUAUAGAAAAUACAUUUUUAUAUUAGGCCUGCACUGUACUAUAUCUCUUGAUCUACUGUUUUUGCAGGAAACUCCUAGAAGGUGAAGAGACCCACUUUAGUACUUUCCCUUACCGCCACACUGUCACCUCCUCUAAGAAGUCCAAGUAUGAGCCUCCCAAACUGAAAGUCCAGCAUAAGUUUGUAGAGGAGAUCAUUGAGGAGACCAGGGUGGAGGAUGAGAAGGAUGAGAUGGACCAGGCCCUGGCUGAGAUGGCCCAGGAGCUGUCUUCCGCUCUGGAGGCAGAGGGAGCAGAUGAAGGAGAGGAUGAGGGAGAAGAGGGAGGAGAAGAAGCAGAGGGAGAGGGUGAAUCAGAAGAGGUUGUAGCCUCCACUGAAGCCCAAGUGAGCUCCAGCACACCUGCUGAGGAGGAAGAGGAGGACAAAGAAGGUGGUGAUGAAGAUGAAGAGGGAGAAAAAGAAGAAGAGGGUGAGAAAGGAGAAGAGGAUGAGGGUGAGAAGAGAGAUGAUACAGAAUGUGGUGAUGAGGGAGAAGGAGAGGGGGAAUUAGAGGAGACAGUCCUGUGCUCUAAAGCCCCAGAAUCAAAGGCCUCUCCUGACAAAGAGAAGGCUGGAGAGAAGGAGGGAAGCGGAGGAGAAGAGGAGACAGCAGAGGGAGAGGGAGAAGAGGAGGGUGAUGGUAAAGAUGAAGAUGCAGGAAGUGACAAAGGAUCCAAAGAGGGAGAUGAUAAGGAUGAGAAAGAGGACAAAACAGAUGAGGCAGCUGUAGCCAAGACAGAGGCUCCCAAAACAGAAGCCCUCAAGAGUGAGGCCCCAAAUGCUGAAGUCCAGACAUCUGAGGCCCCAAAGCCCUCCAAGCCAGACUCCCUAAAAGCUGAAUCCCCAAAGGCUGGGUCCCCCAAGUCUGAGUCACCAAAAGCUGGAUCCCCCAAACAUGAAUCCCCCAAAGCUGGAACCCCCAAAUCUGAAUCCCCAAAACCUGGCUCCCCCAAAUCUGAAUCCCCAAAACCUGCUGGAUCCCCCAAAUCUGAAUCCCCAAAACCUGCGGGCUCCCCCAAAUCUGAAUCCCCAAAACCUGCUGGCUCCCCCAAAUCUGAAUCCCCAAAACCUGCUGGAUCCCCAAAAUCUGAAUCCCCAAAACCUACAGGAUCCCCCAAAUCUGAAUCCCCAAAACCUGCUGGAUCCCCCAAAUCUGAAUCUCCAAAACCUGCUGUAUCCCCCAAAUCUGAAUCCCCAAAACUUGCUGGCUCCCCCAAAUCUGAAUCCCCAAAACCAGCUGGCUCCCCCAAAUCUGAAUCCCCAAAACCUACAGGAUCCCCCAAAUCUGAAUCCCCAAAACCUACAGGAUCCCCCAAAUCUGAAUCCCCAAAACCUGCUGGAUCCCCCAAAACUGAAUCCCCAAAACCUACAGGAUCCCCCAAAUCUGAAUCCCCCAAAUUAGGAUCCCCCAAAGCAGAGUCCCCUAAGGGUGAGGCCCCCAAACCAGAAGCUCCAAAGUCAGAGGCCCCCAAGGCUGCAGAAGAGAAAGUAGACAAAAAGAGUGAUUCAGAGGAAGAGAAGAAGGUAGAAAAGAAAGACGCAGCCUUGAACGGAGAUGUUGAGAAGACUGCAACAGAGGACAAGAAGGAUGAGGAGAAGAAAGAGGCAGAGGAGAAGGAUGUUAUCUCAAAUGGAGUGGACGAGAGCCCCACUAAAGAUGACCCCGACCAGAAAGAUGACACCAAGGACCAGAAGGUGGUCAUCACCAAAACGGUGGAGACCAUCACCACUGGAGAGGACGGGGCCAAGCAUGUCACCAAAUCAGUCACUGUCACCGAGACUGUGAAGGAGUCUGAGGAUGUGAUGCAGGAGAAGACGGUCUCCAGCAAGAAGAUGGAGAAACACUCUUCCCAGUCCAUCAAGGUGGUGACUGAAACCGAGUGA
Messenger RNA from Coregonus sp. 'balchen', 4315 nucleotides. The record is from the annotation of a GenBank genome assembly. Lineage: Eukaryota; Metazoa; Chordata; Actinopteri; Salmoniformes; Salmonidae.